GGAGAGUGGCGUUCCCUGCGCCUCAUGUGCCCCGUGCCCGGCCGGCGCGUUCCCGCGCACUCGUGACAAAGGGCUCAUUGUUGGCGCUCCUAUGAUGGCAGCCCAGUCGAAGCAGAAACGGCGCCAUGAGGCAAAUGCAAUACACUUGAGCGGAAUGAGUGAGGUUGAGCUGCGGUGAGGCGCGGCGUGGCGUGGCGUGGCGUGGCGCGGCGGGGCGGGCCGAGGCAGGACGACGUCACACGGCGUAGAACACCGCGACGACGGCGAUGGCGGGCUCGGGGGCCACGGCCCUGCUGACGUCCUCCGCGGACAGCCACCUGCCCGUGGCGCUGCGGCCCACGUUCAUGGGCAGCCGCCCGCCCGUGUCGCAGGGCUACGGCUCCCUCAUCAGCAAGGGCAGCCCCUACGGCGGCGAGCUCUUCUUCCACGACUACCGGAAUGAGGCCGCCGUCAGAGCCUCGAUGCCGCCCUACCUGUACGGCUGCGAGAGGACGCCCUACUCGGCGCGCCCCGACAUGGUGGCCGCCGACCGGGUGGGCAACUGGGAGAGGAUGCUGCACCAGAGGCGGACGCCCUGCUCGUGGAUCGCGCCCGCGCAGCGCGCCGAGACCGACGCCUUCUACAUGCUGUGCCAGCAGCACCGCGACCAGCUCCGCGACCACUCGGGCCGGCUGCACCCGUUGGACUUCUUCGACGUCGCCGCGACGCCGUUCCACUGCCCCGUAGACAUGUUCACGACCUACCAGCGCUACCCCGUCAUGUUCACCCGCUACCGCAACCCGCAGUCGCAGCCGCUCACCUUCGGCCGCACGCUCGCCGUGCCCCCGCUGCCCGCCCGCUCCCUGGUCGGCGACUACAACCAGUACUCGGACACGCAGUGGAAGGGCUCGUCCAAAGCCAUGUUCACGUGAGCCCGCCUGGCCACGGAAUAAAGAUCAAGCUUCGCAUCCUC
Frankliniella occidentalis (western flower thrips) is the source of this 952-nucleotide messenger RNA. RefSeq names its product protein FAM166C B-like. Bases 267 to 911 code for a protein of 214 amino acids. The transcript is spliced from 5 exons. NCBI's taxonomy places the organism in Eukaryota, Metazoa, Arthropoda, Insecta, Thysanoptera, Thripidae. The record is from RefSeq and is a predicted model, not a curated record.